Messenger RNA from Humulus lupulus (European hop), 1401 nucleotides. RefSeq names its product loganic acid O-methyltransferase-like. The transcript has 3 exons. The record is from RefSeq and is a predicted model, not a curated record. Gene Ontology annotation, molecular function: S-adenosylmethionine-dependent methyltransferase activity. The coding region runs from base 85 to 1206 and encodes 373 amino acids. Gene Ontology annotation, biological process: methylation. Lineage: Eukaryota; Viridiplantae; Streptophyta; Magnoliopsida; Rosales; Cannabaceae.
UGAGAAGUAAGAAAAAGGUAAUAAGUGAUUGAGAGAAGAGAAAGAAGAGGAGAGAAGAGAAAGAAGAGAAGAGAAGAGUAGAAGAUGAGCAACAACACAGAAUCAUACCCAAUGAACGGUGGAGAUGGAACUUACAGCUACACCAAAAACUCCUACUUACAGAAAGCAGGUGUAAAUGCUGCAAAAACUACUAUCCAUGAUGCAAUUGUAGAUAAGCUCGACAUAAAAGAAUUGUUCUUUUCUGCAUCGACAAACAACAGAACCAUAUUUCGCAUAGCUGAUUUGGGGUGUUCAGUUGGACCAAACACCAUCUCUACUACGGAAGGCAUACUAGAAGUUGUUCAACACAAGUACCAACAAUCUCAGCAACACCUCCAUUUCUCUUCUUCUAAAACGCUUGAAUUUCAAGUAUUCUUUAACGAUCAAGUCACCAAUGAUUUCAACACCCUUUUCACCUCUCUACCCGCCGAAAGGCCCUACUUUGCAGCUGGUGUCCCGGGGUCCUUCCAUGGCCGGCUGUUCCCCAACUCGUCUCUCCACCUUGUCCAUUCUUCAUAUGGACUCCAAUGGCUCUCCAAACUUCCGGAGGAGUUGCUUGAUGAGAACUCUGCAGCAUUUAACCGCGGGAGAAUUCACUACUUAAAUGCCUCAGAUGAGGUUUGCAAUGCUUAUAAAGCUCAGUUUGCUAAGGACAUGGCUAAGUUUUUGGAUGCCAGAGCGAAGGAGCUUGUGGUUGGAGGUUUAAUGGUGUUAACCGUGCCUUCUGUCCAAGAUGGUGUCCCUUGUUCUCGAUCGGUUAUGUAUGUAUUGUUUCAUCUUCUUGGCUCUUCUCUCAUGGAUUUGGCAAAAGAAGGUCUUAUCAGUGAAGAUCAAGUGGACUCAUUCAACAUACCUGUAUACGCUGUCUCUCCAAAUGAGAUGACAGAAUUGAUAGAAGGAAAUGAGUGUUUUAGCAUUGAGAGAAUGGAGUUAACGAAGGCCAAGUCUAGUAAUGACUAUGGUCAAGGGUUUCAAUUCACUGGACAGGCACUUAGCAUGCACCUAAGAGCAGGAAUGGAGAUCCUUGUCGCCAAACAUUUUGGAACUGCGAUUAUUGAUGAACUCUUUGAUAGAGUAUAUAAGAAAAUUGAAGAGCUUUCAGAUCAAAUUCAACCAUUAAUCUACGAGGGAGGAUCUCAACUCACUCUUGUGCUAAAACGCAAAUAGAGGAAUCUGAAUCAACCUUGGCAUUAAUAAGAGAGUUUCUCAGAUAUAUGUGUUUUUUUUAUGUAAUGUGGAAUCUUUAUCCAAAGAUCAUGUAAUAAUGCUUAGCCUUAUAAAGGAUGCUUUAAAAACUAUAACAAUUUCAAAUGAGAAAAAUGAUCAUCAUAUGGAAAAAUGACGAUGACAGUUGCUCAAGCA